This is a messenger RNA of Meriones unguiculatus (Mongolian gerbil), 5507 nucleotides long. It is a transcript of the gene Mast3, whose product is annotated as microtubule associated serine/threonine kinase 3. NCBI's taxonomy places the organism in Eukaryota, Metazoa, Chordata, Mammalia, Rodentia, Muridae. The transcript has 29 exons. Gene Ontology annotation, biological process: peptidyl-serine phosphorylation; intracellular signal transduction. The record is from RefSeq and is a predicted model, not a curated record. The coding region runs from base 110 to 4246 and encodes 1378 amino acids. Gene Ontology annotation, molecular function: ATP binding; protein serine/threonine kinase activity; protein binding.
GUGGCCCCGCCCCGCCCCGCCCCCGCCAGCCGCCGGUGCGCGCGUCUCUAUCCGUAGUCCCAGCUGCUCGCGCCCGGUGUCACCCGGCGUCGGUUCCCGCGGCGCCGCCAUGAAAUCCCGCAGGGAGAAAUUACUGAUCCCCGCGCUGACGCUCGAUCUGUCGCCGAGCAGCCAGAGCCCGUGCCUGCUGAGCCCCGGCAGCCCGUGCAGCCCUUGCAGCCCGUCGCUGGGCCUGCAGCCCUGGAGAAGAAGCAUUGCUCUCAGUAAGCCCAAUCCUGAUGCAGCCUGUGUGGUUGGCUCUGAGCACCAUCUUCUCCAGCCUGUGCUGACAAGCGUGUGCCAUCAACUCCAAGUGCGCUGCAGAAGCGGCAACCGCAAGAGCCUAGUCGUGGGAACGCCCUCCCCCACUCUGUCCAGGCCUCUGUCACCACUAUCAGUCCCGACUGCAGGUAACAGCCCCUUGGACAGUCCUCGGAACUUCUCUGCUGCAGCAGCCAUCAAUUUCCCCUUUGCCCGGAGCCACCUCUCUCAUGCUGACAGGGCUGAUGGCAGAAGAUGGUCGCUUGCUUCUCUCCCAUCCUCCGGCUAUGGAACCAACACUCCCAGCUCCACAGUGUCGUCAAGCUCAUCGUCCCGGGAGCGUCUACACCAGCUUCCCUUCCAGCCCACGGCAGACGAGCUGCGCUUCCUGUCCAAACACUUCCGCAGUUCAGAGAGCGUGGUGGACGAGGACGGGGGCCGUUCUCCGCGCCUGCGCCCGCGCUCGCGCAGCCUCAGCCCUGGACGCACAUCGGGAACCUUCGACAAUGAGAUUGUGAUGAUGAACCACGUGUACCGGGAGCGCUUCCCCAAGGCCACUGCGCAGAUGGAGGGCCGGCUGCAGGACUUCCUGACGGCAUUUGCCCCUGGUGACCGCUUGGCGCUGGCCGACGGUGUCCUGGGCUUCAUCCACCACCAGAUCGUGGAGCUGGCGCGAGACUGCCUGGCCAAGUCUGGCGAGGCUCUGGUCACCUCCCACUAUUUCCUGGAGAUGCAGGACAAGCUGGAGCGGCUGCUGCAGGAUGCUCACGAGCGGUCUGACAGCGCGGAGGUGGGCUUCAUCGUGCAGCUGGUCCGCAAGCUGCUCAUCAUCAUCUCGAGGCCAGCGCGGCUGCUGGAGUGCCUGGAGUUCGACCCGGAAGAAUUCUACCAUCUGCUGGAGGCUGCAGAGGGUCAGGCCCGCGAGGACCAGGGUGUGAAGACCGACCUGCCCCGCUACAUCAUCCGCCAGCUGGGCCUCGCCAAGGACCCGCUGGAAGAGAGUGAUUCCUGUCACAAAAGAAGCAUCUUCCCUCCUCUGACAGAGAUCCAGCCCCUGAAUGACCUUGAGGAAGGCCAGCCCCCAGCUCCCGGAUCCCCUGUGAGCCAGGCCCUGGGUGGUCCGUCCCGGAGGAAGCCCUGCGAGAGCGACUUUGAAACCAUCAAGCUCAUCAGCAACGGAGCCUAUGGGGCCGUGUACCUGGUGCGCCACCGGGACACGCGGCAGCGCUUCGCCAUCAAGAAGAUCAACAAGCAGAACCUGAUCCUGCGCAACCAGAUCCAGCAGGUCUUCGUGGAGCGCGACAUCCUCACGUUCGCGGAGAACCCCUUCGUGGUCGGCAUGUUCUGUUCCUUCGAGACCCGGCGCCACCUCUGCAUGGUCAUGGAGUACGUGGAAGGUGGCGACUGUGCCACGCUCCUGAAGAACAUGGGCCCGCUGCCCGUGGACAUGGCGCGCAUGUACUUCGCAGAGACGGUGCUGGCCCUGGAGUAUCUGCACAACUACGGCAUCGUGCACCGGGACCUCAAGCCUGACAACCUCCUCAUCACCUCCCUCGGCCAUAUCAAGCUGACGGAUUUCGGCCUGUCCAAGAUCGGCCUCAUGAGCAUGGCCACCAACCUGUACGAAGGUCACAUCGAGAAGGAUGCCCGAGAGUUUGUGGACAAGCAGGUGUGUGGGACUCCCGAGUACAUUGCGCCCGAGGUGAUCUUCCGCCAGGGCUACGGGAAGCCAGUGGACUGGUGGGCCAUGGGCGUCAUCCUGUAUGAGUUCCUCGUGGGCUGCGUGCCGUUCUUCGGGGACACGCCUGAGGAGCUCUUCGGGCAGGUGGUCAGCGAUGAGAUCAUGUGGCCAGAGGGAGACGAGGCCCUUCCCCCCGACGCCCAGGACCUUAUCACGAGGCUUCUCCGCCAGAGCCCAAUGGACCGGCUGGGAACCGGGGGCACCCAUGAGGUGAAGCAGCACCCCUUCUUCCUGGCCCUGGACUGGGCGGGACUCCUGAGACACAAGGCGGAGUUCGUCCCCCAGCUUGAAGCCGAGGACGACACCAGCUACUUUGACACGCGCUCUGAGCGUUACCGCCACUUGGGCUCAGAGGAAGAUGAGACAAAUGACGAGGAAUCGUCCACGGAGAUCCCCCAGUUUUCCUCCUGUUCCCACCGCUUCAGCAAGGUUUACAGCAGUUCCGAGUUCCUUGCUGUCCAGCCCACCCCCACCUUUGCUGAAAGGAGCUUCAGCGAGGACCACGAGGAAGGGUGGGAGCAGAGCAGUGCGGGGCGCAGUGGCCGCCGGCUGAGCGCUGACCUCCGGCUGAGGUCCUGGACAUCUGCCUCCUGUCAGCCAUCUUCCUGUCAGCCGGAGCGGGGUCCCAGCCCGUCUCUCCUCAGCGCCAUCAGCUUGGACACCAUGCCCAAAUUCGCUUUCUCCUCGGAGGAUGAGGGGCCAGGCUCAGGGCCUGCUGACCCCGAAAAGCCCGUCUUCAUCCUGGGAGAGCCUGACCCUGCACCCCCGACCACUCCAGUGACACCCAAGCCCUGCAACCUUUCUGCCGACACAGCUGUCCUCAGUCAUGCCCGCCUUCGGAGUAAUAGUACCGGCGCCAGGCACUCCACUCCUCGACCCCUGGAUGCGGGCCGAGGGCGCCGCCUGGGAGGCCCAAGAGACCCCGGCCCUGAGAAGCCCCGGGCCGCCCCUGGCGGCAGUGGGGGCCGGGUGCCCAAAUCAGCCUCGGUGUCUGCCCUGUCCCUUAUCAUCACGGCAGACGACGGCAGCGGGGGCCCCCUCAUGAGCCCCCUGUCGCCCCGCUCGCUGUCCUCCAACCCCUCCUCCCGAGACUCCUCACCUAGCCGGGACCCAUCACCCAUGUGCGGCAACCUGCGGCCCCCCAUCGUCAUCCACAGCUCCGGCAAGAAGUAUGGCUUCAGCCUGCGCGCCAUUCGCGUCUACAUGGGCGACAGUGACGUGUACGCGGUGCACCACGUGGUCUGGAGCGUGGAGGAGGGCAGCCCUGCGCAGGAGGCGGGCCUGCGCGCCGGGGACCUUAUCACCCACAUCAACGGAGAGUCGGUCCUGGGCCUGGUGCACAUGGACGUGGUCGAACUACUGCUGAAGAGCGGUAACAAGAUCUCCCUGCGCACCACGGCCCUGGAGAACACCUCCAUCAAAGUGGGGCCCGCGCGCAGGAAUGUGGCCAAGGGACGGAUGGCCCGCAGGAGCAAGCGCAGCCGCCGGCGGGAGACCCAGGACCGGCGGAAGUCUCUGAUCAAGAGGAUCUCCAAGCCGUCUUCUGUGCUCCAUACCAGCCGCAGCUUCUCCUCCGGCCUCCAGCACUCCCUGUCCUCCAGCGAGAGCCUCCCCGGGUCACCCACUCACAGCCUGUCCCCCAGCCCCACCACAUCCUGCCGCAGUCCUGCGUCCGACGCCCCCACAGAUACAGCCUCCCCACCCAGUGUGUCCCCAAGCUCCAGCAGCCCGGCCUCUCCAGCCACCGGCCACACCCGCCCCAGCUCACUGCAUGGCCUAGCGGCCAAGCUCGGCCCACCCCGCCACAAGAGCGGCCGCCGCAAGUCCACUAGCAGCAUUCCCCCGUCCCCCCUGGCUUGCCCGCCAGUGCCCGCGCCCCCACCACGCUCGCCGUCGCCCCUGCCGGGGCACAUCCCCACACCGGCGCGCUCGCCGAGGCUGCGCAGGGGCCAGUCGGCCGACAAGCUCGGCCUCGGCACCAGUGAGCGGCUGGACGCCGACGGGGCCCGGCGAGGCCGCGGCGCCGAGGCGGAGCUGGUGGUCAUGAGGAGGCUGCAUCUGUCGGAGCGCCGGGACUCCUUCAAAAAGCAGGAGGCCGUGCAGGAGGUCAGCUUCGACGAGGAGCCGCCCCGCGCCGUGCCCCAGAUCGCUGUGCAGGGGGCAGAGGCCGUGCACGGAAACCCGGGCCCAGCCGCGAAAGACUGACCGACACCCCGGCUGCAGCUCCUCAAGGAGCUGUCAUCCGGGCACACCCGGAUAGGGCGCGGCCACCGGGCUGGGACACUGGGCUGGAGGGACCCACCCCCAGGAAGGCUGGGGUGGCGUUGCCAGAGACUUGUAAAUAGCAAGCCCUCCCACUAAUUUAUUACUUUUUAUAAGCAAUAGCCGGGCUGUCUGCCCUGGUGGAGGAGGCUCUGUCUCCGCCUUGCCCCUGGGGUCCAGGCUGAAGACCUUGUUCUCUGGGCCAAGGCGAAGCAAAGUGCAACUAGUUUGUCUCCUGUCCCUUCCAAGUGUUUGUUUGUGUGUGUGUGUGUGUCUGUGUCUGUGUCUCUCCCAUCCCAACCUGAGCUGCAGGCCCCCAAAGCUGGUAGCUACUCAGUUUGGACAGGACCUGGAAGCUGGGUGUACUGACGCCUGCUUGUGAACCCAAAACUGGGGUGGCUGAGGCAGGAGGAUGGAGGCUCAGGGGCAUGCUGUGCUCUGAACAGCUGCCCCUCUGUCUUUACACCAUCCCUCCUCUGCAUGCUUCAGCUUAGGGGAAGUGGGGGGGGACUUGAAGGAGGGGUGCAGGAGGUAACUGACACGCCAGAGGGCCCUGUCAGGGUUCCAGAGGUGUCCACUACUGAGUGGGGCUUCUCUGCACAUGUGAUGGCUGUGUCAGAAUCCCCAGCACCACAAAGCCAAUGUCUGUGUGUGUGUGAGGCCCCGCACAUUGAGCUGGGGCUGUGAUGUGAUCUCCCUUCCCAGCACCACAAAGCCAAUGACUGUGAGGCCCAGCACAGUGAGCUGGUCGGAGGACCCCGGCUGUGCUGAGUGACCCUGGGGAAGGUCCUCCCCACUCUGUCCUGUGCUGCUGUGUUGACAAGACUAACCCAGCGACUUGCAUUUGCGGUGCACUGAGCACUCCUGGAUUCCCGCCAGCUUUUGUGUGAUCCGAGCAGCUGAGGUCCCAGAGGCUUGUCCUGCAACGGCUCAGGACAGGCUCUGCCGGGCCCUACUGUGAGCAUGGUCAUGGGAGAGCCCAGAUUGUCCCCGCAAUGCUGUGUGGCCCAGCAGGCAUCUCCCAUGCUGCCAGUGAUGCAGCCCUGCCCGCUCCACAGGGGGAUUUCCAGGCACUCAAACCCACUCUGCACCUCCCCUGCCUCUCGGCCAGCACUGCCCGCUGGAGGAGAGGCCAAGGCUGUGCAUGACUAGCCCUCCACCCAUCCUGGAGCUGGCAUCCAAUAAAAGCCCAUGAUGACAUCAA